UGCGGCAGGAAGUUUCAGCGGAUGUUUCUUUUCCCUUCCAACAUGUCUGCCGUCUCUCAUGUUACUCGCGUGUAACUGUGAUUAACUUUGUCCGCUGCGAAGGGAAUUCAAGUUACACGUCGUGUCCUCACAGGGGUCUCCUCCGCUAUGGCACAGGGGGCUGUAAAAGGCAAAGCUAAGCCCAAGAAACCUGCCAAAAAGUCCGUGCCCAUGAGGAAAGGAGGCCGGGUUAUUGCACCAAAGAAAUCCCGCAUUAUCCAUCAACAGAAGCUCAAGAAGAACCUGGAAGUUGAGAUCCGGAAGAAGAUUGAGCAUGAGGUGACCCAGAAGGCGAGUUCCAACAUGCCCAAGAAACUGGCGCUGCUCAAGGCCCCAGACCAGGGCAAGAAGGAUAAAGGGGGCGUGGCCGGAGGAAGCAAGGCUUGAGGGGCUGCCCUGGAUACGGACAUUUUUACCCUGACUGGGGCGGGACCCUAUAAUGGGGUGUCUUUUUUUUGGUUUUUAUCCAGUAAAAGAUUUUCAGAUUCUUUCUAUGUGCUUGAAGUUUCCCAUAAAGAAAAUGUCAACCCAUAAACCUAACGUUUUUGCCGAAUUAAAUAAAACCUGAUUUUAAGCAA
Xenopus laevis (African clawed frog) is the source of this 617-nucleotide messenger RNA. It is a transcript of the gene c3h19orf53.S, whose product is annotated as chromosome 19 open reading frame 53 S homeolog. The coding region runs from base 148 to 426 and encodes 92 amino acids. The transcript is spliced from 3 exons. NCBI's taxonomy places the organism in Eukaryota, Metazoa, Chordata, Amphibia, Anura, Pipidae. The record is from RefSeq and is a predicted model, not a curated record.